Molecule: messenger RNA, 6682 nt
Organism: Dreissena polymorpha
Lineage: Eukaryota; Metazoa; Mollusca; Bivalvia; Myida; Dreissenidae
Product: ileal sodium/bile acid cotransporter-like
Exons: 3
Coding region: 112-1578 (488 amino acids)
Cellular component (GO): membrane
Source: RefSeq, a predicted model, not a curated record
CAGAGUAGCUUCCCUUUUGACAGUUCGUGACUUCUGGAUUUAGAAUCUAGCGUUUUAUCGCUCAGUGAUUUCUUCUCUGACUAGAGUAACAACACAAGAUAAACGUGGAAAAUGGCGUGCCCAGUUAAACUGUUUGUAUUUUUUGUUUUGAAUUGCCUGCUGUCACUGUAUGGAAGCGUCUCUGGAAAUAACGCGAGUGAAAUAGAGUCGUUCGGUGCUGAAGUAAACACCUCUCACAACUUACCAUUUUUGAUCAAAGAACGUGAAGAAAAACUGAUGUCAUUCACGCUGAGGAACUACAGAGGCGAGGUUUUUAGGAUUGUUCCAGUGUCUGAUAAUAUCGACAUUGCAGAUGUAAGAGCAAAUAUGACAGACACUUUGGAGCCAUUUUCUAGCAUGAAUUUCACUGCCAAGGUCAAAGGCAACUUUCUCGGACGUGUAGUGAUGAAAUUGUUCAUCAAUACCACCCCGGUUACUGAGGAAGAUAUGUACGACCUGGCAAAUUCUGAGGGAAAAGAAAGUGGCAUGGAAUGGUAUGAACUGCCGGAGAAGUAUGACAUCACAGUGAGUCGAGAUGAGAGUGCCCUCAGUCAUUCGUUUACAGGGAUCAUUAUCAUACUGGUGUGUCUGGCUAAUGUGGCAAUGGGCUGCAAGACAGAGUUGGCUGUGGUGAAAGAAGUCCUACAGAAACCCAUCGGACCUCUCACUGGAAUGUUCUCACAAUUUGUUCUAAUGCCGUUGAUAGCUCUAGGGGUGAUCUUUGCCUUUGAGUUUGAUCCUGCCAAUGCUCUGGGAUUCUUUGCCCUGUCCUGUGCUCCGGGUGGAGCAGCCAGCAAUGCUUACUCCUAUCUGCUAGCUGGGGAUGUCUCUCUAAGCGUUACCAUGACUUUGUGCAGUACACUGCUCUCUCUAGGUAUGAUACCGCUGUGGCUGUUCACGGUGGGCAGCAAGAUGUUGUACCACACCACCCUGGAAAUUCCCUACAUGAGCAUUUGUACUUCCCUGAUCGGCCUGCUCAUUCCAGUGGCCAUCGGCAUGCUGCUCCAGUGGCGCAAACCAAACUGGGCAAAGUACGUCGUCAAGGCUAUCCGUCCCUUCAUGAUUAUUUUCUUCAUCUUCAUUUUCACCGUUGGCGUGUACGCCAAUCUCUACAUCUUUACCCUGAUGCGAAACAAGCCAGAGAUUCUUCUAGCGGGCGCUCUUGUUCCGUACAUGGGGUUUGUCUUUGGAGGCUUGACGGCUAUCGUAACCAGACAGAGCUGGCGCAACAUUCGAACCAUCGCCAUUGAGACGGGGAUCCAGAACACAGGCAUAGCGAUAGUGCUACUGAAGGUCUCUUUGCCCCCACCUGACAACGAUAUCAGCAUUGUGGCACCAAUUGCAGCAGCCAUCUUCACACCCAUACCAAUGGUUGCUGCUAUCAUUGGCUAUGAGAUCUACAAGCGCUGCUACAAGAAGAAGCAUGUGGCGUAUCUCGAUGAUCAUGAGGGAGAGAGCGAGAAUGAGAUUGUCAAGGAUACGACUGAGCAUCACUACGUUGAGUUGAAGGAGAACAACAAUGUUCAUGUUGGUAUUUAGUAAAGCCAGGAUGUAUUUCCACAUAUGCCAUAAUUACCAGUAUAGUGUCUACACUAUUCAGUGUUUAAUUUUAAAUGUUAUGAAUAUUUUAUAUUUGUAGUACAGUUAAUUACUAAAUGUCAUACAAAAAGUAACAUACAGGAAAGCCUUUUUAAAUUUUAUUGCAUCAUUUAUUUUUAAAUAUUUUUGCGAAUCGUAACUGAAAAACUGUGUAUAUGCUUUUCACAUGGUAAAUGGGCAAUAGAAGUACUUACACAUAUUAUUUGCUGGUGUUGUUGUUAUGGUAAUUUAUGAACACACUUUUUGUUGCUCUGUUUUUGAAGUGCUUUACUUCUUACUAAAAGAUAAAAUCUAUAUGUUAUUCUAACUACUUGGUAUUAUUGAAUAUAUUAUGUGAAAUUUAUGGGUUCUGUUAACUUAAUAAUAAUAUUUGGUUGUUUUAGAGUCUUAGUCAACUUGAUGAAUAUUAAAAUUCUUAAUAUAUUCUUUAAUAGUCCCUAAUAAAACUCAUGCCUGUGAAUAACUAAACAUGUAAUAGUUUAUUAAAAUGAUUGUAAUGGCAUGUUCAAUUUUGUUGUCGGUAUACUACUCAAUUAGUAUGUAUUCGCUCUGUCCCAGCUGUUGAAUGUUAAUUAUGAUGCAAGACUGCUUAAGCACAGGUUACAUUUGUGAUUAGCAUAAUAAACAAUUCUUUUACUGUGUACUUACCAUGUUAAUAACAGCAUUUGAAUACAUUGAAAUUAGAAUGUCUUUGCUGUUGAACCAUUUUUUUUCAGUGCUUUCUAUUUGGAUCGAAAGCCUGUCUUCAAAAUGUAAAUUUAAUAUUAUCAUUAACAGCUUAAAAGUGUGUUCCUGUUGGUAUUGCUUACUGUUAAGAUAUUUGUGUGUUAUGAUUGUAUUAGUUUAUAUAUGUCAGAAAAUGUAUUAUUUAAUGAGAAAAGAAUUUAAAAGUAAUUUUUUUAAACAUUGAAUUAUUAUUUAUGGCCUCACCUGUCUGAUGGUUUCUCUUGAGCAUAUAUGACUAACUAAUGGAAGCGUGAUAAAGUUAAAAAGACAUUUACUGGACAUGAUAAACCUAACAUGAUGGAUAAGUUUAUUAUUAAGUAAAAGACCCUAAAAUAUUGGACUGUAAUUUGCAAAUUUAAAAAAACAUAUGGAUAAUCAUUUUUAAAAUUUAAGUUGAAAACCAGGGAGUGAAAUAAGAUAUGCCCUACAUAGUUAUCUGGAGCUCUGGCCUCCUUUUAAAUAACAUACUGUCUGAAUUUAUGGGCAUAAUAGAGUUGUAUUAUUUUGUUUCUUGAUUAUUUUGUAUCUUAAUCUCUCGGAGUAAAUCAUUAUAAUAAGUAGAUAUUUAAAUGAAAUUUGUCAUGUUCGAACAACAUAAUUGUGUAACCAUAACUUGAACAAAAACUUCUGGUAUUCAGAACAUGCCCUUGUCUGACAUGUGAGACAAACAAAAUGUACCAAUGAGCCUUGCUGACAGAUACAUAACCAUUGUAACUUUUACUAAAUUAAAAUUGAUAGGCCUUAACUGGAUUUUACAAGCUUUUGCUUGUCUACAAGUUAAUGUGUGGUUAGUUUUAGUGCAUCGCUACUUAUUUUGUGGUAAAAUAAGUAAGAAAUUAAAUCAGUAAUAAUAAGCAGCUAAGUUUGAUUUCUUAGAUUACUACAAUAUAACUGUCUUGACAGUAAUCUGACAUUACAUUUAGGUUGAAGCAUUUCCUACAGUGUUAUCACAGAUUUGUUGUAGGUGUCAUUGUGUAAUACAAUUGAGUGACUUGUGAAGCAUGUUAAGAAUUUCUCAAAUGUAAUUAUUAUUACAACUUGCUAUAUAUUACGACAUACAGCGUCCAGGAGGGAAGGUAUUUGUCAUUACCACGACAAGAAGCUCUAGUUUGUUACAUACAAUAUUUGAAAAGACAAAGUAUCACCUUUAAUGAAUGUUUUUGUCAAUGUUAGUUACUGUGGAUUCAGCCAUGUACAUGCAAUAUGUUUUAGUUUAAAAUAAGUUUAUUCCUGAUAGUGAAAUACAGUUUACUCUAAAAGUAGAAGAGAAAUGACACACAUUUUCACAGCUAUGUCAUAAUAUCAUGAUGUGUGUAUUUCAUGUAUCAUGAAUUCAAAAAGUAUUGUCAUGCUUUUUACACAACAUUACCAUCAACCAAUAUUUGUUCAAGUUAUUCCUUUAUUUUCUAUCCUUAUUUUUAUGGUAGGAACUGCUUUAUUUACAUGAAAUAUUUUCAAUCUGUUUUGGAAUUUUCUUUUUUUAUUGCAUUUAUUACAAACAGCUGCGUCUAUUUGUGUUCCUGUAUUUUUCAUGUAUAUUUGAAAGUGAUAAGCUUUUUAAACUUUAAUCAAAAGCAUUUUUAUCUAUCUAGUCAUAACCUUAAUGUGUAAAAUUGUGGAUGUGUGUUCAGUCGAAACAUCAGGUUUAUGUGAUUAUAUUGAAAUGAUUAAUUUUACUGAAAUAAUAUGCUUACAAAAUGAUGACUGCUGUUUAGAAAUAAAUAAUUUCACAUUUCAACAUGUUCUAACAGACUAACACCUUUAAUCCAUCAUCAUCAAUGACUGCAAACAGAUAAAUCUGCCCUUCAGUAUGACUAUCAUUGAUUUAUGUCUAUAUAAUAUAUCAUAUCCCUUUCCCACUUAGAUACAUAUUUUGACGUGUUUGUAGUUCCUUAGAAGGUUAAAUUUAAUUACAGACUUCUUUCUAGAUUAAAGUUUUAAAGGCUUCAUUUCCAACCUUUAGAUACUGAUGAGCAGCAAGCAACAUAAAACCUGAACAGACUGUGAGUUACUAACAGGCUGUAAUGGUUUUAUGCUGUUUGCACAUAGCCAUUUUCACUUAGCCUUUGAGUGGGAAAGGGAUAUCAGUAUCAAUAAAUUAUUCCAGAUAAUGUUGUCAAAGCAAUGGUCAUUUACAACACUUAUCUCUAGCUGUAUACUUGCAUUUAUUCAUAUGAGCAGUGUUCUGAGAAAACUGGGCUUAAUGGAUGUGCGUAAAGUGUCGUCCCAGAUUAGCCUGUGAAGUCCGCACAGGCUAAUCAGGGACGGCACUUUACGCUUAUAUGACAUUUUUCGUUUAAAUGAAGUCUCUUCUUAGGCUAGCAAAAAUCCAAUUUAGGCGAAAAGUGCCGUCCCUGAUUAGCUUGUGCACAGGCUAAUCUGGGACGACACUUUACGCACAUGCAUUAUGCCUAGUUUUCUCAGAACACAACUCAUAUGACAACAAAGUCUACUAGUCGGUUGACAUUAAGUGAUUUCAUUGAAGUGUAAAAUUAAAGCUAUAAGAGGUUUUAACAAGGCUAGCAUAAUAAUUCAUUGUCAGCUUUAUCUGUUAUAAAAACAAUUUCUGCUGGUCGUGAUGUUUUGCAUCAAUGAUCUUAUAUAAGUUAUUAAGAUAUUCGGUUUACUACAUGUACAAUGUCUGUGUGUACAUCACGCUUUUAAAUAAACUUGUAAAAUGCCUGCGGGCAAACUUAAACGAUACAGUCGCAAUAUUUACUGUGUUUAAAGGGAAACCAUGUUUUAUGUUUAUAUUCUUAUGCACGUUUAGGCCUGUGAUUUUAUUCCAUGAUCAUAAGAAUGUAAUUGACAGUAUAGUAGAAGGCCCUCCAUAGUUUGUUGGACACUGAAUUGCCUUUCCCUCAUUAAUAUUUUUUUAUAUCUGUUCUUUUGUUCUGUCCAACAGGUUUACUUGUAGCAUCUUUUAUAUUCUAUGAAAUAGCAUUCCCAUUUGUUGAUAAUUUAUAAAUUAUUUUUUAUCAAAUCAAUGAAAACAGAUUUUCAGAUUGCAUUUAGGACCGAUCAAAUAUGAUGAACUUGUUUACAAUAUUUGCCUUGUGGUUAAGAAAUCUAUUAAAAUAUUUAUUAACUUGGCACAGGGUGCUUUUUAUUGCAAUGUUACAAAAGCUUUUAACAACGAUAAUGGCCAGAUGCCCUUUAUUUACCUUAAGUGCUUCAGCACUAAUUGACUUGUACACAACAGGGUUAGAUUUUACCUGUAUUUACAAAUCGUCAAUUGUGUGCUGUAUCUUAAUUUCUAUAGUUCAACUUUACAGGCCUAUGUUUCAUGUUGAAUUGUGAGGGUUGGAAAGGAAACUAGUGGCGAUAUAUUUGAGGGUUGCUGGGAGAACUAGGCUUCAUGCAUGUGUGACAGGUUUUGUGAGUGUCCUCCCAAGUAAGGCUAAGCUGGGGCGAUACUUUGUGUUUUUAUUGAAAUGUUUUGUUUAAAGGAUGUUAAUUCUUAACAAAAAUCAAUCUAGGCGGAAAGUAUCAUCCCUGAUUAGCCUUUUCAGACUGCACUUGCUUAUCUGGGACGACACUGUACUCACACGCAUGAAGGCCCGUUUUCCAGAGCAAGGCUCAAAUAUAUGAUUGGUGUAUAAAUAGUGCAUGUUUUUACCUGUAAUGGCAUCUUCAGCAUCUUGCGCAUUUACAUGCAGCGGAUUUACAUCAUGCACAUUUUAUUAUUUUAGAAGUUGCACAGAAUGAUAGAAUCAUUAUGACUAGGAUUUUAUACAUUAAAUCAACAGAACCUAUUGGUCAUUGAAAAAAGCAAUAGCAGAUACAGUAUUUUUAUGUUAAAAUUAUUGUACUGAUUUAAAAGUGAAUAAUUGUGUGCUUUGAAUAGGUGCUUGUUUUUUGUUUCUGUUUUGAUGUUGAGAUUUUAAAGUUAUGUUAAGUAUAUGCUGUUGUGGUGUUGGUGCUGUUGUUUUUAUCAAACCUGACCAUUUUCAUUUUAGAAUCACUAAACUGUUAAGAUUAAUAGGACUUGUCCACAGAUUGGCAAAAUGACAAAAAAUUAAACAGGCAAAAUACCACUAUUGACAAAGAAAAAUGGUGGUAUUUCAAGCAAUGUUUUGUUUUUGGAUUAUCAACAAUCAAAAUAAUAACAUCAUUUUAAAAAAAUGGCCUUUAAAAAAAUAUGAAAACUGGUGAACAAGUCUCUUUAAUAUAUGUAUGUUUGAUAAUUUUGUUUGUAAUUUAUGGUUUAUAAUCAUCCAAAGCUGCUUGAAUCAGUGAAAUAUUCAAUAACAAUAAGCUAUGAUAAAUAAGCUACACAAAUAGAUAUCAUUCAAAAUAAAUUCUGUCAAUACAUGUA